AUGCCUCCACUUCCCAUUCUCAAUCCUCUACUUAGAUUCUCACCCCCUUCCUCCCCUGAUAAUCCCAAGCACCAGAGACUAUUAAAGAUCACUAUGCCAAAAUUCGCAGUGCGCAAACUCAUACCUCUUCUUGUCUUCCUUCUUUCAAGCCUCUCUGUUCUCCGACUACUCCGCCUUUCUUUCAAGUCGUCAUCCUCAGCAUCUCGCCCCUUCUCUUCGACCACAUUUCGGUUGAGUCCGGCUAAAUCCAGUCAGCACACUAAUGUGGGUCUGAGCUCCCUUACGGAAAAGGAACUCAAGCUCUUAACAGAUACCAUUACUCAGAGAUCCCCUUGCAACGUUCUUGUUUUCGGGUCUGCACCUCAAUACCUCAUGCUAUCCUCAAUCAACACUAGAGGCAUUACCGUCAUUCUGGAAGAUGAACCUGCAAAGAUAAUGACACCAAAAGGCAACAACACCAAAAUCUACAGAUUGAAAUUCCAUCAGAUGGAAGUCAAGAAUGCUUACAAGCUGCUUCGACAUGCUCGAGCCAAUCCUGCAUGCUCACCAAAUAUGAAUCUACAUAAAGGGUCAUCAGACUGCAAAUUGGAAUUGAGAGAUUUUCCACAUAAAAUAUACGAUAUCAAAUGGGAUGUGAUAGUUGUCGAUGGGCCACGUGGGGAUGACUUAGAGGCACCAGGUCGGAUGGGGACUAUUUAUACUGCGGCUGUGUUAGCAAGAAAAGGAAGUAGCAACUCAACAACAGAUGUAUUCGUGCAUGAUGUGAACAGGACUGCUGAGAAGUGGCUCUCCUGGGAAUUCUUGUGUCAGGACAAUCUCCUUUCAUCUAAAGGAAACUUCUGGAAGUUUAGGAUCAAGGGUCAAUCAAAUGCGUCCAGGUUUUGCUCACCAGAGACAGUCCUGAUCAAAUACUAG
This is a messenger RNA of Arabis nemorensis, 915 nucleotides long. Lineage: Eukaryota; Viridiplantae; Streptophyta; Magnoliopsida; Brassicales; Brassicaceae. The record is from the annotation of a GenBank genome assembly.